UUCUGAAAAUCAAAGAUUCAAGGGUAACCUUCCUUCCUUCCUUCCGACCCUCAAAACCUUGCGAACCCUUACUGCCGGAUCUGUGGGCUUUCUACUAAAUCCAAAUACCUAAUUUACGCUCCGACCGACCACAACAGAGUCAUUCGUUAGUUAGAAAUGGGGAGUGACUUGAAGACUUGGGUAUCCGAUAAGUUGAUGUCUCUAUGUGGAUAUUCACAACCUACCUUGGUUCAAUACGUCAUUAGUUUAUCUAAGAAAGCUUCAUCAUCUUCUGAUGUGUUUAAUAAUCUUAAAGACAUGGAGGUGUCAUCUUUAAACGACUUACGCACAUUUGCUGAUGAAAUCUUUCGGAAGGUUGAACAUAAGAGUUCCGGGCCAAAUCUUUAUCGACAAGAAGAAGAGGCUGCAGCAAAGCUAGCCCGGCAGCAGAGGACUUACAAGCUACUGGAAGAUGAUGAUGACGACGGUGGUGAACCUGGCAACUCUGUUAAGUCUAAAAAGAAGGAUAAAAAGGAGAAAAGUUUCAGAAAAAAGAGUGAAAUCCAAGAAGAUGAAGAUGACGAGGGAGCUGUAAAUUUGAAAGAAGAAAGACGAGUGAAACAAAAAGUUACCCAUGACGAAUCAGAUGGUUCUGAGUCCGAAGAAGAAAGGCUGCGUGACCAAAAAGAACGAGAGGAGUUGGAGCGCCAUCUAAGGGAAAAAGACGCUGCAAGGACGACAAAGCUGACAGAGCAGAAAUUAUCCAAGAGGGAGGAAGAAGAGGCAAUUAGGAGAGCCAAUGCCCUGGCAGAUGAUGACAUGCAUACUUUAAGGAAAGCUUCGAGGCAGGAAUAUCUUAAGAAAAGAGAGCAGAAGAAAUUGGAGGAAAUUAGAGAUGAUCUUGAAGAUGAACAGUAUCUAUUUGGGAAUGUCAAAUUAACAGAAGCUGAAGAGCGUGAGUACAGAUAUAAAAAGCAAAUAUAUGACCUGGUGAAGAAACGGUCUCAAGAGGAUGAUAACAUUAACGAGUAUCGGAUGCCUGAUGCUUAUGAUGAAGAGGGUGGUGUAAAUCAAGAGAAAAGAUUUGCUGUAGCUAUGGAGCGCUACAGAGACUCGAAAGAUGGAGAUAAGAUGAACCCGUUUGCUGAACAAGAAGCAUGGGAGGAGCAUCAGAUUGGAAAAGCAACACUAAAAUACGGGUCAAAGAACAAAACGCAGUCUGAAGAUUAUGAUUAUGUGUUUGAGGACCAGAUCGAGUUCAUACAGGGUCAAGUUAUGGGCGGUGAAAAUGUUGAUAAUGAAGCAUAUCAAGAGGAACAGGAAAAAUCUAUGGCAAAAUCAGCACAUGAGAAGCUUCUGGCAGACAGAAAAACUUUACCUGUAUAUCCCUAUCGGGAGUCAUUGCUUAAGGCUGUUGAAGAUCAUCAGGUUCUUGUCAUUGUCGGUGAGACCGGCUCUGGGAAGACCACUCAGAUACCCCAAUAUCUUCAUGAAGCUGGAUACACUAAGCGUGGAAUGAUCGGGUGUACACAGCCUAGACGAGUUGCUGCUAUGAGUGUUGCUGCUAGAGUUUCUCAAGAAAUGAACGUCAAACUUGGGCAUGAGGUUGGCUAUUCAAUACGGUUUGAAGACUGUACUUCUGACAAGACAGUACUGAAAUACAUGACUGAUGGCAUGUUACUACGAGAGUUUCUUGGUGAACCCGAUCUUGCAAGUUACAGUGUAGUGAUGGUGGAUGAGGCUCAUGAGAGAACAUUGUCAACCGAUAUCUUGUUCGGUUUAGUUAAGGAUAUAGCGCGGUUUCGUCCCGAUCUCAAGUUGCUCAUUUCAAGUGCCACUCUUGAUGCAGAGAAAUUCAGCGACUAUUUUGAUUCUGCUCCAAUUUUUAAAAUUCCAGGAAGGCGAUAUCCUGUAGAAAUUAAUUACACCAAAGCACCAGAAGCUGAUUACUUGGAUGCUGCGAUCGUCACUGCUCUUCAGAUUCACGUUACUCAGCCACCUGGCGAUGGCGACAUACUCGUCUUUCUCACUGGUCAGGAAGAAAUAGAAACAGCCGAAGAGAUCCUGAAACACCGAACGAGAGGAUUAGGGAGUAAAAUAGCCGAACUGAUAAUAUGCCCCAUUUAUGCAAAUCUCCCGACAGAACUUCAAGCAAAGAUAUUUGAGCCUACACCUGAAGGGGCCCGCAAGGUGGUUCUUGCUACGAAUAUUGCGGAAACAUCACUAACGAUUGAUGGUAUCAAAUACGUGAUUGACCCGGGCUUUGUGAAGAUGAAGUCUUACAACCCUCGUACGGGAAUGGAAUCGUUACUCAUCACACCUAUCUCAAAAGCAUCUGCAAAUCAACGGGCGGGUCGAUCUGGACGAACGGGGCCCGGGAAGUGCUUUAGAUUGUAUACCGCUUACAACUAUUUUAACGAUUUGGAUGAUAACACGGUCCCAGAGAUCCAACGAACCAACCUUGCUAAUGUUGUUCUCAGUUUAAAGAGUCUAGGGAUUCAUGACUUGUUGAAUUUUGAUUUUAUGGACCCACCACCAGCUGAGGCAUUACUCAAAGCUUUGGAGCUGCUUUUUGCCUUAAGUGCACUCAAUAAACACGGUGAAUUGACAAAAGUGGGUAGAAAGAUGGCGGAAUUCCCGCUUGAUCCAAUGUUGUCGAAGAUGAUUGUUGCAUCUGACAAGUAUCAAUGCUCAGAUGAGAUCAUUUCAAUUGCUGCUAUGUUGUCAAUUGGAAGUUCCAUUUUCUAUCGUCCAAAAGAUAAACAAGUUCAUGCGGAUAACGCUCGUUUGAAUUUUCAUAUGGGUAACGUCGGAGAUCACAUAGCACUGCUUAAGGUUUACAGUUCGUGGAAAGAAACGAACUUUUCUACUCAGUGGUGCUAUGAGAAUUACAUUCAGGUGAGGAGUAUGAAGCGUGCACGAGACAUAAGAGAUCAACUGGAAGGGCUUUUAGAAAGAGUUGAAAUCGAGUUACAAUCAAACCCUGGCGAUUUGGAAGCAAUUAAGAAGUCCAUAACCUCAGGAUACUUCCCCCACUCAGCAAAGAUGCAAAAGAACGGGUCUUACAGAACUGUUAAACAUCCACAAACUGUUUAUAUUCACCCCAGCUCUGGUUUGGCUCAGGUACUUCCAAGGUGGGUGGUUUACCACGAGCUAGUGCUGACAACUAAGGAGUACAUGCGACAAGUGAGCGAGCUAAAACCCGAGUGGCUUGUGGAAAUUGCACCUCAUUAUUAUCAGCUCAAGGAUGUCGAAGAUUUGGCAUCAAAGAAAAUGCCACGCGGACAAGGCCGGGCAGCCAAGGAUUGAUAUUCAGAAACUGAGAUUUUGUAAAUACAAUUUUGUAUAUCAUGUUGCGUUGAUGACGAGACGUAGGUGCUAAUACCGUUACUCAUACUAAUGCUAAUCCUAUUGUUCGGUCUUAGACUCUUAGGUAGAUGAGACUUUUUUAGUGUUAAACAAGCAACUUUGCAUUAUGAGAGGCUAACUUUAUACAUUAUGAUAGUUAUAUGUGGAUUUAUACAUGAUUUUGAUGUC
Messenger RNA from Helianthus annuus (common sunflower), 3516 nucleotides. Its product is annotated as pre-mRNA-splicing factor ATP-dependent RNA helicase DEAH1. NCBI's taxonomy places the organism in Eukaryota, Viridiplantae, Streptophyta, Magnoliopsida, Asterales, Asteraceae. The coding region runs from base 157 to 3288 and encodes 1043 amino acids. Gene Ontology annotation, cellular component: catalytic step 2 spliceosome; intracellular anatomical structure. The record is from RefSeq and is a predicted model, not a curated record. The transcript is spliced from 25 exons. Gene Ontology annotation, molecular function: RNA binding.